AUGGCCGAGCGCGCAGUCGCUGGCGGUGCCCGUCUCCGGCACAGAAAACCUUCUGCUCCUAUUACCAAUCCCCAACAUGAGACCGAGGCGGACUCGGACGAUGAUAGGGAUGGACCUAUGCAGCAGACUCAGCUCGACUCGCUGCUUGACUCGCAGCAGGUCAGCAUGAUCACUGUGGGCGUGCUCACAGCUCUCGCAUUCUUGCUACGCUUCUACAAGAUCAACCAUCCCGACCAAGUCGUCUUCGAUGAAGUCCACUUCGGCAAAUUCGCUGCGCACUAUAUCUCGCGCGAGUACUACUUCGACGUGCACCCGCCGUUCGCAAAGAUGUUGUUCGGUCUUGCGGGAUGGUUCGUGGGUUUUGACGGCAAGUUCUUGUUCGAGAACAUCGGCGAGAGCUAUACGGCGAACAACGUCCCCUACGUCGGCAUGCGCGGUCUCGCUGCGCUCCUCGGCAGCUUGACUAUCCCCGUCGUGUAUGGAAUCAUGAAGGAGAGCGGCUACGGCACCGUCGUAUCGGCGUUCUCCGCCAUCCUCGUCUUGCUGGACAACGCACACGUCGCACAGUCUAGGCUUAUCUUGCUCGACGCCACGCUUAUAUUCUUCAUGUCCCUCACCAUCUAUUCCUACGUCCGGUUCCGCAAACUCCGCUACCGUGACUUUACCUUCGAGUGGUGGGGAUGGCUAUUGGCGACCGGUGUAUUCAUGGCGUGCACAUGGGGCUCCAAAGUCAACGGUAUCUUAACCGUGUUCGCCAUCGGCGCAGCCGUCCUCGUCGACCUGUGGGACAUCCUCGACUUCCGCAAGAAUCCUUCCCUCGACGUGUUCUACCGCCAAUUCAUGGCUCGCGCGAUCGGUCUUAUCCUCGUCCCCUUCAUCGUUUACCUCUCGUUCUUCUGGGUCCAUUUCGCGAUCCUUACCAAGUCCGGACCUGGCGACUCGUUCAUGAGUCCCGCGUUCCAGGAGAGCUUGGAGGGCAAUGAACUAUUGAUGAACAGUCAAGAAAUCCGCUACUACGACACCGUCACCAUCCGCCACAAAGACACCAAAGUCUUCCUCCACUCCCACCCGGAGAAGUACCCCCUCCGGUACGACGACGGACGUAUCAGCUCCCAAGGGCAACAAGUCACGGGCUACGGCCACGCCGACGAGAACAAUAACUGGCAGAUCAUCCCCACCAAGGCUCUCCCCGAGACCGGACGCGGCCGUAUCGUGCGCCACGAAGAUGCCAUCCAGCUCUUACACGUCAUGACGGGCACCGUCCUCCUCACGCACGACGUCGCCUCACCCCUCACGCCGACGAACCAAGAGUUCACGACCUGGCCCCGGGACGAUUACUCGAGGUGGAACGAGACGCUGUUCUACGUCUACCUCCAAGACGGCGAGGACGGCGAAGCGUGGCGGAGCAAGUCCGGGCACUUCAGACUCGUGCACACGCAGACGAAAGUGUCGAUGUUCACGAGCCCGCAGCAGUUGCCGGACUGGGCGUUCCGCCAGCAGCAGAUCGACGGGAACAAGAACCCGCAGGAUCGCGGCGUGGUGUGGUACGCCGACGAGAUCAUCGAGUCGGGCGAGCCGGAGAACUUGCAGGAGCGCAGCAUCUCGCCCUUGACCCAAGCGUCGAAAGAGCCGAAAAAACGGAACUUCUUCAAGAAGUUUUUCGAGCUCCAGGGAUUGAUGUUGCAGCACAACGCCGGGCUCACUGCUAGCCACCCGUACGCGAGUUUGCCCGUUAACUGGCCGUUCUUGGUGAGCGGCAUUAGCUUUUGGACGGAGACGGAGACGCAACAGCAGAUUUAUUUCAUUGGGAAUAUCAUCGGGUGGUGGACUUGUGUUGUUGCUGUUUCGGUUUAUGUGGGGAUUAUGGGCGCGGAUUUGAUUGGGAGGAGGAGGAAUGUGAAGGCUAUUCCCCACUCCGUGCGCCAACGCCUCUGGAACUCCGCAGGCUUCUUCACGCUCGUGUGGUUCAUCCACUACUUCCCCUUCUUCCUAAUGAACCGUCAACUCUUCCUCCACCACUACCUCCCCUCUCACCUCGCGUCCGCCCUCGUCGCCGGCGCCGUGCUCCAAUUCUUGCUCUCCGACACCGUCAAUACGCCCGUGAGCGAGCGCGGGCAUUUCACGCCCAUUCGCAAUAGGAAUUAUGCGGAGAUCGGGAUGAGGGGCCCGAUUUUCGUCGCGGUGUUCGCGCUGGCUAUGUUGGGGAUGUUCGUGUAUAUUGCGCCGUUGACGUACGGGACACCAGGGCUCGACGGCGAGACCGUCAACUCCAAGCGUCUGCUCAGCACCUGGACGCUACACUUCGCCGCGAAGAAGUUCUAG
Molecule: messenger RNA, 2322 nt
Organism: Peniophora sp. CBMAI 1063
Lineage: Eukaryota; Fungi; Basidiomycota; Agaricomycetes; Russulales; Peniophoraceae
Source: the annotation of a GenBank genome assembly